This is a messenger RNA of Anoplophora glabripennis (Asian longhorned beetle), 1804 nucleotides long. RefSeq names its product DNA-directed RNA polymerase I subunit RPA43 (gene Polr1F). The coding region runs from base 135 to 950 and encodes 271 amino acids. NCBI's taxonomy places the organism in Eukaryota, Metazoa, Arthropoda, Insecta, Coleoptera, Cerambycidae. The record is from RefSeq and is a predicted model, not a curated record. The transcript has 3 exons. Gene Ontology annotation, biological process: DNA-templated transcription initiation. Gene Ontology annotation, cellular component: RNA polymerase I complex.
CAUGAAAAAGUAGGGUUAUGUUAAUAAUUUAAUCUGUAUAUUAUAUUUGAUAAUAUUGUGAAUAGAAUGUGAUUGUGCAUUCCCUAAAUUUGUUCUAUAAGUUUUUAUAAUUUGAACAGAUAGAACCACAAAAGAUGGGGAAAUUUAAAAUUGGAAUAAAGUUUGACAAAAAGUUUUUGAUCAGCUUAACCCAAAUAGAAAAUUCAGGUGUAGAAGUACAAAAUGUUAAACACCACUUAGCCUUACAUCCAAUUCACUUAAAUAAUUUUAAUAAAUCCAUCAGAGAUUUACUGAAUGAAGGAAUAGCGAAGUAUAACAAAAAUUUAAACGGAAUUCUGUUAGGCUAUAGUAAUAUAAAACUUCUCUCUAAUAUGGGCACAAUCAGCAAUGAUUCUCCUUAUAUACAUUAUGAUCUCAUGGCUGACUUUUAUGUUUUCAAGCCGGAAAAAGGUAAAAAAAUGCAAGGCAUAGUUAACAGGAAAAGUAAAGACCAUGUCGGCCUACUGGUAUAUAAUGCGUUUAAUGUAUCGCUACCAAAACCCAAGGACGAAGAAGAUUGGUUAGGUGAUACAGUUAAUAUAGGCUAUGAGGUUCUGUUUAAAAUAACUUACAUUGACGUAUCUUCAUACCUACUGUAUAUUAAAGGCGAACUUAUAUCAAUUGUAUCUAAAGCUGAUAUUGAAACGAGUAGUGCAAAAAUAAAGCCCUUAAAAAACAAAAAAAUUAUUUUUAAUGUAGAGGAAGGCGAUGAAGAACCUGUUUCUAAAAAGAGAAAAGUAGACUCGGAAGUCGAGGAAAAAGUUAAAAGUAAAAAGUCGAAGAAGAAGAAAGAAAAGCGAAAGGAAGAAGAGGGUACUUUAUUUGAAGAACUAAACAAUGCAAAUCACUCUGAAGAUGAUUUGAAGGCAGAUGUAGGUCAUAAAAAAAAGAAACGUAAAAAGAAGGAUUAAUUGCAUUAGUUAGAAUUUUUGGAAACUAUCGUUUUAAAAUUGUAGUGAUUUUUUUAUUUAUAUAUUUUUGUCUAUUUUUAUUUACACCAGUAUGUAAUUACAGUAAUAAAAAAACUAAUGCAAAGCCUGGAAAGCUGGCUGGUAUUUUUAUCUAUACAGGGUGUUUAUUAAGUACUUGUACAAAUUCCUUAGAAAGCCAGAACGGGAGGAAGGGAUUGACGAGAAUAAUCUUGCUUUUGGUAAUUUUGAGAAGAAAUUUUUUCCAACCACUGUGUAACGGGAUAAACUAAACUACCUUAAUUUUUUACAAAUAUUUAUUUACAAAAAAUAAAGAUCUGAAUCACAGCACCAUUUAGUAGAACAUCAGUGUUACAAAAAUACAUUUAACUAACUAUAUGACAUAUACUGAGUAUAUAAAGUAAAAUCUUAGGGCAUGCAAGUAUCUGAUGUAAAAAUUUAGAGAAUAUUUUUUAAAGGGGACAAAAAAAUUCAGAUAUUAGACUGUAAUGUAUUAUUUUUUGAAAAUUUGUUGAAAUUUCUGCCUGAGCAAUAAACAAUUUUACUAGUACACAACAAAUAUACCUCGAAAAAAAUUACGAUCGUUUACAUGCCUUUUUUUGUGCAAAAACAAAAUAGAAACGUGAGGUUCUGUGUACAUAAAUGGGAUCACAAUUUUAUACAAAAAGAUUAAGAUUAUCAGGGCAUAUACCGGAAUAUCGUAAAAUUUCAUAAAUCUGGAAAUAUUAAAAAACCUCUCUAUUUUUUAUGGAUUUUUUUUUUAAUUCCAAUUGUAAAUGGCUUUUAUUUCCUAGAUGCUACUCCUGGAUAUAAUUUUCUUUGUUGAAUAUUGACAA